ACUAAAAAAAAAACCAACACUGCCUCUCCUCCCUGUCAGCCAACGUUCAUCUCUCACCCUUCAAACCAUCUCCCUGCUCCCCCCCUCUCUUCGACGCAGCCACCAGCGAUCCGAGCAGUCGAGUUCGAGGAAGAGAAAGAGAGUCACUGACGAUUCGCGAGGAAGAGGAACCGAGUCAGUAGUCACCGAGCAGGCGAGCCGCGAGCAAUCGAGGCGUCGAUCACCGAGGAAGAGGAGGAGACACCGUUUUCAUCAUUUAAAUUCUACCGAGCACCGUUGAAGCCCGAUUCAGCAGUCGAGCACCGUCGAGCAGAGCACCGAGGAAGAGGAGGAGCCGAGCAUCGAGGAUUGAGGAAGCCCGAUUCAGCAAGACAACAACCGUGACCCUUGAGACAGUGAAGAGCAGACCAGGAGAAGAGUCUAGGUGGAAACCUGGUCAUCAAGGGCGAGGAAAUAGGAAUGCUCGAGGGAACUCCUUUUCACAUUACACUUCUAAUGGUUCACUUGGACACUCAGAUCCGUUAUGCGGUAGUCAUUUGAACCAGAAUGGACCUCAAAAUGUGGUCAGCUCUCAGGUAUCUUCAUCUACAAGUGAAAAGAAGCCGUUAGAAAUUGUAGUAGUUGAACAUCCAAAGAUAUCUGGUGAAUUCCUUGUAUAUGAAAAGAGUCAUGUUUCCGACAUUGUUAAAUUGUCAAGCCUUCCUCACCACAAGGUAUUGAUUCAUUGGGAGGUGUGAAGAAUGCAACCACAAAGCUUGAGAAGUUGAAAUUUUCUGAUGGUCAACAUGUCAUCAUACUGUAGCAUAUCCAAGUCACUGAUGCAAUAAAGAAUGUAUUAAGCUUUGGAAGCCUUGAUGCAAGUUUUGGGAUCGGGGGAGAACUGUGUAGUAGACGGUGAAAGCAAUGGGAGCUUUAACCCUGUUACCGAUUCAGUUGACGAGGAACCUGUCAGCGAGCUUUCUUUAUGUGAUCAAGAUGCAGUUUCUACUGCACCAAAUGCGAACCAUGCAGAUCAUUCACAAUCACCUUCUCAUUUACCGGGCAAGAAUUCAUCCAUUGAUACCGAAGUAUCUUCUGCUGCUAUAGUUGCAAAAGAUGAUCAGCCAAAGCAAGAAGAGACCUUACCAGGAUUUUCUUGGCUGCCUCGGUUUGGGGCUUCUUGCGUAAUGGCUUCUGUGUCGAGUCAGCCACAGUUUCGUUACACCCAACCUCUAUUGAAGGUGCUUCAUUUGAGAAACUUGCCAUGGGAAUGCACUGAGGAGGAGCUGAUUGAAUUGGGGAAGCCUUUUGGUAAGGUUGUCAAUACAAAGUGCAAUGUUGGGGGCCAACAAAAAUCAAGCAUUCAUCUAAUUUGUUUUCACAACUCCAAGGGAGGGGCCCUUCACCAAAGAGGAGUUGGAUGAAGUUCGAGACAAGUGGGCUACUUACUUCAACGAUUGUGAAUUACCCUCAGUGUAAUAAUUAGAGCAGGCUUGUAGUUUUUCGUGACUCUUACAUUAUUUUGUUAUUUAUCGAUUUAAUUAAUUACAUUUGAAUUAAUUCGGAAAUAUUAUUGGAAAUUUGAAAUUUAUAUCGUUUUUGAGGAAUGUCAAGAUGAUGUUUGGUGAAACAGUAUUCUAUAAAUUAUA
Molecule: messenger RNA, 1628 nt
Organism: Spinacia oleracea (spinach)
Lineage: Eukaryota; Viridiplantae; Streptophyta; Magnoliopsida; Caryophyllales; Amaranthaceae
Exons: 7
Coding region: 855-1403 (182 amino acids)
Molecular function (GO): nucleic acid binding
Source: RefSeq, a predicted model, not a curated record